Messenger RNA from Hemicordylus capensis (graceful crag lizard), 1015 nucleotides. RefSeq names its product olfactory receptor 5V1-like. Gene Ontology annotation, molecular function: olfactory receptor activity; G protein-coupled receptor activity. The transcript has a single exon. Gene Ontology annotation, biological process: G protein-coupled receptor signaling pathway. The record is from RefSeq and is a predicted model, not a curated record. Lineage: Eukaryota; Metazoa; Chordata; Lepidosauria; Squamata; Cordylidae. Gene Ontology annotation, cellular component: membrane. Bases 1 to 942 code for a protein of 313 amino acids.
AUGCUGAUGGGAAAUCAAAGUGCAGACACAGAAUUUGUCUUCCUGGGCUUCUCCAGCUUCCCUGAGCCCCACUCGCUCUUCUUUCUCCUGUUCCUGACUAUGUACAUCACCACCGUACUUGGAAAUGGGCUUAUCCUGGCCACUGCAUGGCUGGAUUCUGGCCUCCACAUGCCCAUGUACUAUUUCAUCCGGCACCUGUCAUUCCUGGACAUCUGCUAUACAUCAGUCACGCUGCCCCACAUGCUUAGGAACCUGAUGGCAGAAACAAAGACUAUUUCCUUCCAUGGCUGUCUCAUCCAGAUUUACUUUCUAGUGGCAUUUGUUGGGAUCGAAUGCCUUCUACUGGCCGUGAUGGCAUAUGACCGAUACGUUGCCAUCUGCCAUCCACUUUCGUACUCCCUCUUCAUGAACAGGAAGGUCUGCACACAGCUGGUGGCAGCAUCCUGGGCCUGUGGCCUCCUCAACUCAAUAAUGCACACCACCAUGACUGCCCUACUGCCCUUCUGUGCCUCUCGCAGCCUUGACCAUUUGUUCUGCGAUGUCCCCCAGCUACUCAAGCUGGCUUGCAUGGAUACCUUCCCCAACCAGAUGACACUCUUGGUGGUAACUCUGCUGCUUGGUGUCAGUCCUUUCCUUUGCAUCCUAGUUUCCUAUGUCCAUAUUGUAGCGGCAAUCUUGAGGAUCCGCACCACCCAUGGCCGCCACAAAGCAUUCUCCACCUGUGCCUCACACCUCAUAGUAGUCACCUUGUUCUACACAACCUGCAUGUUCAACUAUAACAGGCCCAGCUCCAAACACCCUGUGUACAUAGAUACCCUGGCAUCGGUACUCUACAAUGCUGUGACUCCAAUGUUGAACCCCAUCAUAUAUUGCCUGAGGAACAAAGAGAUGAAGGAUGCCUUGAAACGUGUUCUCAACCCUAAGGUACCAUCCUCCCUUUAGCCCUGGAACUGGCCAUCACACACAAAAGGUCUCAAGCUUACAUCUCAGGAACAAUUUAUAGACACCUGAGGUC